This is a messenger RNA of Populus nigra (black poplar), 1173 nucleotides long. Its product is annotated as peptide deformylase 1B, chloroplastic/mitochondrial. The transcript is spliced from 7 exons. Gene Ontology annotation, cellular component: mitochondrion; chloroplast. Lineage: Eukaryota; Viridiplantae; Streptophyta; Magnoliopsida; Malpighiales; Salicaceae. Bases 15 to 824 code for a protein of 269 amino acids. The record is from RefSeq and is a predicted model, not a curated record. Gene Ontology annotation, molecular function: peptide deformylase activity. Gene Ontology annotation, biological process: peptidyl-methionine modification.
GGGUCGUAACUCAUAUGGCGACUUGCACUCGCAGCUCUACGCUAUCUCGUGCUCUCCUCCUUCCUUAUCUCCAUAGCCGAACACAAACGUUAUGCGAGCCCAUCAGAAUCGCCCGGUUCAGUUCAACCAUGAAGCAACCCAGACCUCCCUCACUAUUCGUUCGCAGUCAGGCCAAGCGUGGACCUUUUCUCAAACAAGACCAAGUAGCAGCAACUACAGGUGAUCUUGAAUUCGAGGCACCAUUAAAAAUCGUGGAAUAUCCAGACCCUAUACUCAGAGCCAAAAACAAGCGAAUUGAUAGUUUUGAUGACAAUUUAAAGAAAUUAGUUGAUGAAAUGUUCGAUGUCAUGUACAAAACUGAUGGUAUUGGACUCUCCGCCCCGCAAGUAGGAAUUAAUGUUCAACUUAUGGUAUUCAAUCCAGCUGAUGAGCAUGGAGAAGGAGACGAAAUUGUUCUUGUUAAUCCCAGAGUUAAUAAGUAUUCGAAGAAAACUGUGCUCUUUAAUGAAGGUUGCCUAUCCUUUCCUGGGAUAUACGCCGAUGUUAAGAGACCAGAAUCUGUAAAGAUUGAUGCGAGGGACAUUAAUGGUGCAAGGUUUACUGUGAACUUGUCUGGUCUUCCUGCACGGGUUUUCCAGCAUGAAUUCGACCAUUUACAGGGGAUUCUGUUCUUUGAUAGAAUGACUGAAGAAGUUCUUGAUAGUAUUCGUCCAGGGCUACAGGCCUUGGAAAAGAAGUACGAGGAUAAGACUGGAUUCCCAAGUCCUGAAAGAAUAGAAACACACAGAUUGAAGAAGGUUGCCGCAGGUUUUGGAAAAUUAUAAAUAUAGACAUGGGCUUCUGUUUACUGCAUGAGGUAUUGUGGAAAGUAUAUAGAAACAUGUCUGUUCCCACAGGCACAUAGAUGAAAUUUAGGCUGAUGCUGCACAUAUCAUCAUAUGCUGGGGCAAGCGCUGUGCAAUUUUGAACCCAAGAACCGCAAGCUACAGGGUGUGGCGGUGGCAAUAGAUGGUUUGCUUACAAAGUUAUUUACAGCAGAAAUAUUUGUAUUGCACUUGCAUUUUAGCAACUAAUGGUGCUAGGGAUUUCGUAGCUUGUAUUGUUUACUGGGAUGAACCCCCCAUCUGUCUAUAUUCAAGUCCGCUCAACUUAUUGAUGCAGCUACUUUUCUUA